AUGGAUGCUCGCCCAAAGGUGAUAUACCUCCCAGACACUAUGGUUAACUGGCCCUGGCCUCAACACCUUCGAAGCGGUUGUGACUUGAUGAAUUUAUUCUUCAUUGUGGAGGAGUACACCGACAUCGAGAAUGAAGGAGUCACGAAGGAAAUGGUGGAUAUCGUGCUCGAUGCCCUACAAAAUCCCCAUAAGAUACGACCAGAAGGCGAAUGCAUUCUCGGUGAAAUCACGCGACAAUUUUGGGCUCACGUGAUCCAAUUCGCAAGCCUGCCCUCUCAACGUCACUUCCUUGAAACCUUCGAUGAAUACAUUAAUUUAGUACUUGUCGAGGCCAUCGACCGCGAGCAAGGCCGGAAGCGCAGUCUCGAUGACUACCUGAAGCUCCGGCGCAAAACUAUUGGCGCAAAGCCUUGCCUCCUAAUAAUAGAGAUGGAGAUAGACCUUCUUGAUGAAGCGUUCUACCAUCCCGACAUGAUGUCGUACAACAAGGAGCAAGCGGCUGGGCACGAAUUCCAUAAUUUGAUCAACAUUGUCAUGUUGGAACUGAACCUCGACAGAGGCAGCGCGAUGGCUUGGGCAGCACAUUAUCAUGCUGAAGUUCAGAAACGAUUUAUCGACGGUCUUGCGAAGGUUCCUUCGUGGGGGCCUUCCAUCGACGUCCUAGUCAAGGAGUACCUUAACGGAAUAGCAAACUGGGGUCUAGCAAACUAUUCUUGGAGUUAUGAGAGUCAAAGGUACUUCGCCACCAAGGGCCCGAAAAUACAACACACUAGGCUUAUCCCGUUAUUGCCAAAGAUCAGCGCCGGGCGCUCACAACUACUAUGUGCAACUCCUUCCGCAUGA
Suillus plorans is the source of this 843-nucleotide messenger RNA. Its product is annotated as terpenoid synthase. Bases 1 to 843 code for a protein of 280 amino acids. Lineage: Eukaryota; Fungi; Basidiomycota; Agaricomycetes; Boletales; Suillaceae. The record is from RefSeq and is a predicted model, not a curated record. The transcript has 5 exons.